AUGACCAUCUCCCUGUACGACGUGACCAUCCCGGUCCUGAUCCGAGGCCUCAGGAACACGCACGCGCUCGUCCAAAAGGUAAGCCCCGAUCAACGCCCAUCUCCCCCUCACCACCAAACCCUCAUCUCCUCCUUCCAACCGACUAACCAAACCACCCCUUCCUCCAAAACCGAACCACAGGCCUCGACCUGGUGCCAAGACAACAACCGCCCCGAGACCGACAUCCUCGACGCGCGCCUCGCGCCCGACAUGCGCACCUUCGCGUUCCAGAUCCGCGCCUGCUGCGUGCUGUCGCGCAGCAGCACGCUGACGGACGCCUGGCGCUGGUGGCCGUCGACGACGGCGCUCGAUGACGAGAGCAGCCUCGCGGGGUUGGCGGCGGCGCUGCGGGAGCACAUCGGGUUGUUGGAGGGGGUGGGGCGCGAGGAGGUGGAGGGGAGGGAGGGGGUGGGGAGGCAUCUGUGGACGGGAGGUGAAGAGGGCGUGGGCUUCGAGGCCAAGUUCGACGACAGCAUCAAGUUCCUGAACCAGUUCGGGCUGCCCAACUUCUGGUUCCACAACACGACGGCGUACGCGCUCUGCCGGAUGAAAGGGGUUCCGCUUGGCAAGUAUGACUUCCUCGCUGGCGGUGGGGCUUUGGAGUGA
This is a messenger RNA of Diplodia corticola, 645 nucleotides long. RefSeq lists its product as uncharacterized. The transcript has 2 exons. The record is from RefSeq and is a predicted model, not a curated record. The coding region runs from base 1 to 645 and encodes 214 amino acids. Lineage: Eukaryota; Fungi; Ascomycota; Dothideomycetes; Botryosphaeriales; Botryosphaeriaceae.